Messenger RNA from Doryrhamphus excisus (bluestripe pipefish), 5559 nucleotides. RefSeq names its product BCL11 transcription factor B b (gene bcl11bb). The record is from RefSeq and is a predicted model, not a curated record. Gene Ontology annotation, biological process: positive regulation of transcription by RNA polymerase II. NCBI's taxonomy places the organism in Eukaryota, Metazoa, Chordata, Actinopteri, Syngnathiformes, Syngnathidae. Gene Ontology annotation, cellular component: nucleus. Gene Ontology annotation, molecular function: DNA-binding transcription factor activity; RNA polymerase II cis-regulatory region sequence-specific DNA binding.
ACAAGGAGGAAGAGGAGGAGGAGGAGGAGGCGUCUUCUCCCCCCCCACCCCCCGCCGCCAAGAGUUGCCGUUCGGAGCUCGGAUGCCAAAACGCGCCAGAGGAUCGGUGCCAAAGGGUCAUUCGGGUUUUAGCGCGCACGAGGAGAGAGAGGAAGGUGCUCGGGGAUCCUAAAAUUAACAUUUCAUUGACGUCAAUUAGGGAGCAGCGGCCACUCCGAGACACCCCCACGGAAGACACGUCGCGGGAUUUUGCAGUUGGUUUUGCUUUUUGCACGGCGGCUCCCUCCGCCGUCCGGGUGUCGCCCCCCCUCCCCCGAAGAAGGACCGCAUCCUCCUCGCCGUGCGCACCUUUGCAAACUUGUGCGCCGUCCAAAUAGCACUUUUAUUUGUGGUCUUUUUGGAAAGGCGAGGAGUAAAAGGAAGGUCCGUCCGAGACCGAGAGCGAGACCGAGAGCGGACCGACACCACGGUGCGAGCCGACUCCAAGUGCCGUUCACCGGGCGAUGCCAGAGUAAAUGCCGGGGCGAUGUCCCGCCGCAAGCAGGUGAACCCGCAGCACUUGACGUUGAGCCACAGGGAGACGGCGCCAGCCGAGGCCAAUGACUCGGGGACAAGAUCUCCGUCUCCCACGCCGGCCGCCCUCAGCCCCAGGAGGGCGGGGCCCGAGGAGCACGACCUGCUGACGUGCGGCCAGUGCCAAACCAACUUCCCGCUGGGAGACAUCCUGGUCUUCAUCGAGCACAAGAGGCGGCUGUGCCGGGGACCCGCCCAGGGGGUGCCGGGCACCUUCUCCAAGCCCGGGGAAGCCGGGUGCACCAUCAGCAUCCCCGUCUCCCCCAGGGUACGCUCCUUGGAGAUGGGAAGGGGGCCUCUCCCCGUGGAGGUGGGCAUCCAGGUGACCCCCGGGAGGGACGAUGACCCCGAGAGGAGGAUGACUCCGGCCAAGGGGAUUUGCCCCAAGCAGGAGAAAGGAGACAAAGAUGAGCCCUCCAGCUACAUCUGCACCAGCUGCAAGCAGACUUUCACCAGCGCCUGGUUCCUGCUCCAGCACGCCCAGCACACUCAUGGCAUCCGCAUCUACCUGGACAACCACCCGGCCAACUGCUCCCUCACCCCCCGCAUGGCCCUGCCGCCCCCGCCGGGUGCCGACGCCCUGCCCCGCUCGCCUCUGCCGACAUUCCUGGGCGACACCAACAACCCCUUCCACCUCCUUCGCAUGGCCGCGCCCUUGCUCAGGGAACACCCUCCACCCCCGGGCUUCAUGGAGACCCGGCUGCCCGCCACACCACCCUUUGUCAGCCCCCCACCUCCUCCCAGACCCCCACUGGAGCGACUGGGCCCGGAGGAGAUGGGGCUGCUCUCCCAGCACCCCAGUGCCUUCGAGAGGGUGAUGCGGUUGACACCCAUGGAGCCCCCGUCUAUGGACUUCUCUCGACGGCUGAGAGAACUGGCAGGCAACACCAACAACAACGGGGGUCCCACACCCCCCCUGUCGCCCAACCGGGUGCCACCCAUGCACCGCUUGCUCAGCCCCACGCUCUUCCAGCCAGGUUCCAAACCGCCGGCCUUCCUCACCUAUGCUCCGCAGCCGCCCACCUCCCAGGCGGGACACGGCUCCUCAAGCCCCCCUGACGCCCAGGGUCAGAACCAGGCGGCAGCCAAAGCCAAGUCGUGCGAGUUCUGCGGCAAGAUCUUCAAGUUCCAGAGCAACCUGAUUGUACACCGCCGCAGCCACACCGGAGAGAGGCCGUACAAAUGUCACCUGUGCGACCACGCCUGCUCCCAGGCCAGCAAGCUCAAGAGGCACAUGAAAACACACAUGCACAACAAGUCCGGCUCCAUGGGGGGCUCCCCUGAGCCAGGAAACAGAGGCGAGGGAGGCGAAGGUGAGGAAAAGAGCCACGAGGCUGAUGCAAGAGGGGUGAGCAUGGACAACGAGGAGGAGGAGGAAGAGGAGGAGGAGGAAGAAGAGGAGGAGGAAGAGGAAGAGGAGCUGAGGAACGGAAGUCGGCCGGACUCUAACUUAAGCGAGGACUCGCAGGAGUUCAACCCCAACAGGGAGAACGGGCCCAGGCAGUCUCCCAAGGAGAAGCACCUGGGCGGGGAGCGCGUGGGUGAGAGUGGGGGGGUGGGCAUCAUGCAUCCCUACAACCAUCUGGACAAUCAUCUCAGACUGAACCCCAACAAGAGGAGCCUGGAAAGGCAGCCUAAUGGGGACGGCACCAACGGGGGCAACCUGGAGCGGGAGCGGCAGAGCGACAGGGAGCAGGACAAGGAGCAGGACGAGCAGGACGCCCGUCCUAUGAUGAACGGCAGGAUCAGCGUGUCCGAAGUCGAAUCCUUCCCGGGGCUUUUCCAGCGGCGACCCACCCCCAUCACCAGCCCCAGCCCGUCCAACAACAACAAAAGGAUCAAGAUUGAGAGGGAGCAGCUGGAGCUCCCGCCGACGCUCCCGCUCAUCUCCCCGGAAAACGUCUACUCCCAGCUCCUGGCCGGCUACGCUGCCUCGCGCCACUUCAUUCGGGAGCCCUUCUUGGGGUUCACCGACUCCCGCCAGUCCCCUUUCGCCACCUCCUCGGAGCACUCCUCUUCCGAGACGGGCAGCCUGAGAUUCUCCACGCCGCCGGGCGAGCUGAUGGAGGGCGGCAGCGCAUCAGGCCGCAGCGGCAGCAGCACGCCGCACCUCCUGCGCGGACCCGGGCCCGGCCGGCCGCCGAGCUCCAAGGACCGGCGCAACGACACGUGCGAGUACUGCGGCAAGGUGUUCAAGAACUGCAGCAACCUGACCGUGCACCGGCGCAGCCACACAGGCGAGAGGCCCUACAAGUGCGACCUGUGCAGCUACGCCUGUGCCCAGAGCUCCAAGCUGACGCGCCACAUGAAGACGCACGGCCAGUUCGGCAAGGAGGUGUACCGCUGCGACAUCUGCCACAUGCCCUUCAGCGUGUACAGCACGCUGGAGAAACACAUGAAGAAGUGGCACGGCGAACACUUGAUGGCCAGCGAGGUCAAACUGGAGCAAGCAGACAGAAGCUAGACGCCGGUUGCGCACGGCCACACCCACGGCCACAGCCACACCCACACAGAAAUACAUAUAUAUGCGCACACAUCUUCCCUAUGACUACUUGGAAAAGGGGCAUGGCUGGAUAAUCUCUUUACAUAAAAAAAAAAAAUCAGACUGAUUGAUGUUGAUUGAUUUUUCAAUUUCCCUCAUCGCCUGAGAAUAUUAACAGAAAAAGGGAAACUUUUAACCGGAGCGUCCGGAGCGCCGUCUGAGGAUUUGAUCAGUUUAGGAAUUCCAUGGAGCCUUUCUACUGUGCAAUAAUUUCUGUAUUUAUUGGAUUUUUUUGUAACGAUAUUUGGCAUGUGCAGAUACAUCUUUGUGGGAUUUCAUAUGGAGUUGCUCCAAAAGUUUUUCAUUUCUAAAAAAGAAAAAAAUUGGAAAGAAGUCACCCUUAAUGAUAUUAAUAAUAAUAAUAAUUUCUUGUUUUGUCCUGUAAGGAAGCUUAUUAUCAUGUACGAGUAAACGUGUGUAAAGCGCUUGGCUUUUCAAAGUCCUAGUUUUCUAGAAGUGCAGCAGCGGACUACAAUCCAUCCCCUCCUCUUCAGCACUGAUGUCGGCCUGACAAUAACACCGUGACGGAUUUGAAAAAUCCAACAAUGUCCACCCCAUUCAUUUAUUGGGCAAAAUUUUGUGCUUCUUAAAAAUCCGCUUGUGAAUUGAAAAGAAAAAAAAACCCAGAAAGAAAUACAGAAGCUGUAUUGAUGUCCUCGCUCCAGUCAGGACGUAAAACAAAAAGGUUGCACUUAAUGGAGUUAGCGUUCAUUAGCUGAUGCUCCCAACAUUCCCCGUGUAGGAUGGAACCACCAUAUUUAAUAUGCUGAAUAAUUUAAGACUACUUGUGAUUAAUGUGAGAGGGGAACAGUCCUGUUUAUGUAAAUAUAUUCCAUUUAUUUUGACUUUUUCUUUGUUUUGUUUUUGUUUUUUGUUUUUUUUUAAUAUAUAUGCUCAAGUAGCCCCCCCGACUGUUCUGAAAAAGGCGGCCUAAAAACAAUCAAGAAGACCAGCUGCUUGCGUCAUCCAGUGUGUGUACGUGUACGUGUGUUAUUGCCUUGUCCUACUCUCCGCUCCGCCCGACCCCCACCUUGACCUCAGGCCGCCCCUUCCUCCUUCCCUCCUUAACGAGAAAGCCAUUCGGCGUCUGACACUUUUGACGACUUCUCUGCCGUCUCCCCUCCCAGAAUUGGUGACAAAACCUGAAAAAAUGCAAAGUGGAUAUGAGUUAUGAUGAUGUUGAGCACAUCUGGCCGUGUGACCUCCAGUCUUCUAGGAAAAAUAGAAAGAUUGGAACGGGAGGGCGAUUAAGAUGUGUGAGAAAAAAUCCUUGACCAGGCAGACGAGUCAUUCAAAUGAAAUUGGAAGCAUAUGAAAUGUUUUCUUUUUUGGGGGGGGGUAGCCAAAUGCGCAUCAACAGGCCACAUGGUCUUCUGGGAGGGAGACACAGUGAAGCCACAUGAAAGCAGACGGAGGAGACGCCAUCUUUCAUUUUCUGCUCACAAUCAACCUCGCUUGGAAAACGUUUCACCCUUGUCACCCUUUUGUCCACCGCGGCAAAUUUCCUUUACCGAGCCAACAAAAGCCUGGAAAGACGGCGUUUUAUCAGUUCAGGUUUGGGCCAAGAGCGGCGGAACCACCAUUACGUUAUGAUACGUUUACAGUGGGGGUGUCACAAGAGUUCUGGUUGGGGGAAAAUGUGCCGCGGGCACUCGGCCUGGAAUGACUCCUUCACACAGGAAAUGAAAAGAAAGUGGGUAGCUGCGCCGGCUUCAAUGAGAGUUCACUCUGGGCAUUGCUUCCACCACUUUGGUGCUCUUGUUCCGUAGAACAACAGCAUGAACGGAGUGAGCCCUUUUGUCAUUGUCUUUGUCCCAGCGGGUGGAGGCGGGGCCGUGCAGGAGAGUGUGACGUCAUAGAAAUUAAAUGAGUUCAUUCCAAUUUCUUGUCCUAUAUUUUUCAUGAUGCUUUUCUUAAAAGUAACAUGGUAAAUCUAAUCCGCUUCCCGUAGACCCAAUGUCGUGACACCCCUACUUUACAGUGUUGAAGUACGCCCCCCAUGAGAAUACUGCAACGUGUAUUAGGAGCAUCAUCGAGUACUGUCCCCUGGAAUGCCACCAGCAGCUCUGGAUGCAGGAGGAGGGGUCGUUUCUCUCAAGGAAAUCCAAAUCCAUCAUGCUUUCUCAAGAAAGUGCUGCCAUUUUUUUGGUUUUAUUUUGAAAGGGAGCUUUCAGUGGUUUGGCUGAGCUCUCCUCUGCAGGACGCGCAAAAUGGGAGAAUUAAAAAUCAUUUCCAAAAAUGGAUGGAGAUAAAACGUGCAGGGACACUCUUCCAACAUGGACAUCUUGGCUUUUGGUUGCUUUUUGUCCUCAUGGUUGCUUGAAGGUCUUGUGAUGACACUCAAAUGUCAUGAAAAAAAAAACAAACAAACCCAAAACAUUUUCACUUUUCACAACUUUCACUUUGGCUCUUUGUACAAAAUAGUUUUCCUUCUUCCUUUUUAG